Molecule: messenger RNA, 2414 nt
Organism: Daucus carota subsp. sativus
Lineage: Eukaryota; Viridiplantae; Streptophyta; Magnoliopsida; Apiales; Apiaceae
Product: E3 ubiquitin protein ligase RIN2
Exons: 13
Coding region: 396-2132 (578 amino acids)
Biological process (GO): positive regulation of plant-type hypersensitive response; ubiquitin-dependent protein catabolic process; protein ubiquitination
Cellular component (GO): ubiquitin ligase complex; cytosol; plasma membrane
Molecular function (GO): ubiquitin protein ligase activity; ubiquitin binding
Source: RefSeq, a predicted model, not a curated record
GUACGAGAUGAGAAAAUCAAAAUUCAUGGUCACAAAGUCCAAGCAUUUUAAUAUCCACUAUUAAUUUUAUUACACCAACCUACCCUUCAAGACCAACAAAACACAAAAUAAAAGCAGAAAAGAGGUUUACUAUACGCUUUUCCCGCAAAAAUUGCCCCAAUCUCGCCCUAAUUCUCGAGGUCAAUAAGAUCGCGCUAUCUCAAGGAUCGAUCAGGUUUCUUUGUUGUGGAUCAAUAUGUCUGGACAGUGAUCAGAAAAUUAUUUUGAUCUGAGAAAUAGUACAGUGUGAUGUUUAUUUAUGUAAUGGAACCAACAUUUAGGCAAUAGGUUAUGUUAUUUUGGUCUCGUGAAAUUUUAAAACGUUGGUUGUAGUAAAAGGAGUUAAUUUAUUGUCGAUGGGUGUGAGCUACGUAACAAUUUCAUUAUUCUCUACUGCGUUGAGCUACGCGGGCCUUCGUUACUGGACGAUACUGUCACCUGAAAAACUUUUACUGGAUGGCUUGAUUAGUCAAAGUUUUGUUCUCUCUGAAAAUGUUGUUGAAGCUCUGGAGUCCCUUUUGGAUUCUUACACAUCAAUUGCAUUGGUAGCAAAUUUUGUAUUUAACAUAUUUGUUCUGGCCAUUCUGUCUCUCAAGACUAUAUUCUUUGCUGAGUUGCACUCUUCUGAAAGUCGGAAACUGGUUGAGCGGCUCGUUAAUUAUGUCAUAUAUAAGGGAACCUUUCUUCCACUGGUAGUCCCGCCAACAAUAUACCAGGGGAGCUUAUGGACUGCAUGGCUGGUCAUUCUGUGCUCCUUAAAGAUGUUCCAAGCUCUUGCUAGAGAUCGACUUGAUCGCUUGAAUGCUUCUCCUUCUGCUACUCCGUGGACAUACUUCCGUGUGUAUUCUGUUCUGUUGCUAGUCUUCAUCGUUGACUUGCUCUGGAUAAGGACUUGCCUGAUGCUUUAUGGAACAAUAGUGUCAUCUAUGUUCUUCUUAUUGUUCUAUGAGCCCCUAAGUAUACUUUUCGAGACACUACAGGCUAUUGUAGUUCAUGGAUUCCAGUUACUUGAUAUAUGGCUCCAUAACUCUGCUAAAGAUAGCACAUCCCAGGGUAAAUCGAACAUUUUUGAUAUAUCAGCAGGGUCAUUAAACGAAUGGAAAGGCAUUCUUGUGAGAAAUUUGGGCUUUGUACUAGACAUGAUGACACUGCUGAUGGCUCUUGGUCAUUACGUGCAUAUAUGGUGGCUUCACGGGAUGGCCUUUCAUCUUGUAGAUGCAGUCCUGUUCCUAAAUAUACGGGCAUUGUUAAGUGCUAUUGUGAAACGUAAUAAAGGAUUUAUCAAGUUGACGAUAGCUUUAAGCACUCUUCAUGGGGCACUUCCUGAUGCAACACAUGAAGAGCUACAAGCCUAUGAUGAUGAAUGUGCUAUCUGCAGGGAACCUAUGGCCAAAGCCAAGAAGCUUUCUUGCCAUCAUCUUUUUCAUCUUGCUUGCUUGAGAUCUUGGUUGGAUCAAGGUUUGAAUAAUAAUUACUUGUGCCCUACUUGUCGGAAGCCUCUUUUUGUGGGAAGACCAGAAGACGAUGUAAAUCCUCGUGCUAGAGAAGUUUCAAGUGAUGAACAACUUGCCCGGCAACUAAGUUCGAGGCUUGAUAGACUUCCUCCUGCUCCUAACUUGCCUGCAGGGGUUUCACCUGACCAAACAGUGAAUCCUUUGGAUGGUGGUGAUUGGAGGGGUGGAGGAACGGAUUCUGCUUGGCUGGGUUUUGAUGGAGCGGGCCCAUCUACAACUAUGAGGUCAGUUGGGUUGGGAAGAGUUCAGAUGAUGAUGAGACAUCUUGCAGCUGUAGGGGAAACUUAUGCUCAGACUGCCCUGGAAGACAAUGCUUGGAACCUUUGGUCUGCAAGUUCCUCCCAAGCUAGUACAUCUAGUUCAACAGUUACUUCUCCUGGCAGUGUAAGAUAUAGUGGAAAUGCAGGUGGAGUACAUGUGCGAACUUCUCGUGCUGCUAAUGAGAACCUAGCAAGCAUACUUGCCAUGGCUGAAACAGUACGAGAGGUCUUGCCCCAUGUCCCGGAUGAAUUAAUAUUCCAGGAUUUGCAACGAACGAAUUCUGUGACGGUAACUGUGAAUAAUCUUCUUCGAGCAUGAUCAUAAAUUCCAUUAAUCCAGUUGCGACCAUAUAUUACAUGUGCCAUUCUUAAUUAAUCCGAUUAAUGAAUGCAUUACUGGAGCUAGAAGGUGGCAACAUUUUGCAGGUUCAAAGAGUUGCUUGUUUGCUAAUUACAGGGUGCUUUGGCUUGCCUCAACAUGUUUGUGAUAUCUAAUAGCUUCAUUUCCUGUAUAUAUUAAGUGAUGUAAGAGAAAAGAGAGAGAAUAUGUGCAAAUGUAACAUUUUUUUUCGGAAAUAAAUAAGUUAGCUCUGCUGCCCAA